AUGAGUCGCGCCAAUCGGUUCAACAGGGGCAUCAAAUGUGCAUAUCCAGGACCCGAUGAUACAGGCAAUGCCGGACCUCCCGGUGAUGUCCGUGGAAACCCGCAUGAGGAUGAAGGCCCCGGUGACCCGGAGCUAGGCCCGGAGGGUGGGCAGAAUGAUUUUGGUGUAUCGGCGAAAAGAGUCAAGCGCGGCUGUCGCUCAGUCGACGACUACGAGACCGUUUUGCCGGAGCAUCAUCACCUGAACCUGACUCCGCAUCGUACAUUGUCACGCCGAUCGCAAUUGGGACCUCUCUCGACAGCUGAGGAUGCAAUUUGCAUCCGCACGCAGUUGAUGGCACCGGCUUGA
Molecule: messenger RNA, 348 nt
Organism: Penicillium bovifimosum
Lineage: Eukaryota; Fungi; Ascomycota; Eurotiomycetes; Eurotiales; Aspergillaceae
Exons: 1
Coding region: 1-348 (115 amino acids)
Source: RefSeq, a predicted model, not a curated record